AUGGUCACGCUCUUUUUGAGGGAGCGGAAUAGCUACGUUCGAGACGGCUGGCAGCCUGCUGCAGGUCCCAUCGAAUUAUCCUGCUGGCCUAAAAUCAAAAGGCCCGCCGACAUGAGAACGAUUGACGAAAUCUUUGUCGUAUGGAUACCCUCGCUGUUCAUCAGUGUCGCCCAUGUCAGUCUCAGUGAUCACCGCGCUGGCCUGUCGGACAGUUGGCUUGACAUCUGGGAUCGUCUUCAACCGUCGGAAGGUUAUGAAAGGCCCCUGGACAUGGGAAGAAUCAGUCCUGUGUUGAGCAACGCUCUAGAUGAGGAAGAUUCACAUCUAAAAUUCGUCGACAAGUAUGGGCGAGCCACGAUUUGGGAUAGGAGCUACGACCGAUCUUCCAACAGCUCCUCCGUUCUGACUUUGGUCAACGAAUCGACGACUUGCCCACUUCACCCACUACACCAUGAGUGUAUAUUGUCACCUAGGCCUGGCUCUGCCUUCCGACCCCCCCAUCGUUAUAGUCUUGGAGGUAUUAUCGACAGUCUCUGCCAUCCCUUUACUGAAGACACCGUUCACGUUGGCUAUCGUCUUGGACUACUUGCUUCCAUACCUCCCGCCGAGGUGAUGCACAAUUAUCGUAAACGGUACGAUAGCAUAUAUAAAAAGUAGUAGUUCCACACGGGUCCAUGACCUCUAGCGAUGCCCUUGUGGUAGUCGAGGUGAGUCGCAAUGCUUGAGAAACAUAAGAGGUAGCCAAGCCAAUGCCGGAGGACAUGGACGCUUGAUUUCGUGCUGGAGAGACAGCAAUAUAUGAUCGACAGAGUACUUAAAAGCUAUGAAAGAAUGUAGGUAUCUAUAUCCAGCCUCAAGCCUACGUACUAUCCCUUUUCCAUGACCUUCCAG
Cryptococcus amylolentus CBS 6039 is the source of this 891-nucleotide messenger RNA. RefSeq lists its product as hypothetical. NCBI's taxonomy places the organism in Eukaryota, Fungi, Basidiomycota, Tremellomycetes, Tremellales, Cryptococcaceae. The transcript has 2 exons. The coding region runs from base 1 to 657 and encodes 218 amino acids. The record is from RefSeq and is a predicted model, not a curated record.